AUGUGUUUCUUGGGAAUCACAGCUGGAGCUCAUCGGCUGUGGGCACAUCACGCCUACAAGGCCAACUUGCCACUGCGUGUGCUGCUCAUGCUCUUCAACACGGUCAGCAACCAGAGCAGCAUUUACGAUUGGGCUCGUGAUCAUCGGGUGCACCACAAAUUUUCCGAGACCGACGCCGAUCCGCACAAUGCCAAACGAGGGUUUUUCUUUUCGCACAUUGGCUGGCUGCUGGUCCGGAAACAUCCGCAAGUUUUGAGUAAAGGACGGACGAUAGAUAUGAGCGACUUGGAACAGGAUGCAGUAGUCAUGUUCCAAAAGAAGUAUUUUUACCAUUUAACUCUCACUUUCUUCUGCAUUUUGCCAACCCUCAUCCCAAUGUAUUUUUGGGGCGAAUCGCUAAACAACGCUUGGCAUGUGGCAAUGCUUCGUUAUGUGUGGACGCUCAAUGCGACGUUUUUGGUGAACAGCGCAGCUCAUUAUUGGGGCAACAAACCAUAUGACAAGAAUAUGUACGCCGCACAAAAUCUUGGAGUGGCCAUCGCAUCUCUAGGUGAAGGCUGGCAUAAUUACCAUCAUGUCUUCCCUUGGGACUACAAGACAUCCGAGCUUGGCAACUACCGUGCUAAUUUCACAACAGCAUUUAUUGACUUUUUUGCCAAAAUAGGAUGGGCCUAUGAUCUCAAAACUAUUCCGAGAGACACGAUAAAAAGACGAGCAGAACGUACGGGCGAUAGAACCCACGAGGUCUGGGGUAGGGGAGACACAAUUAUGCCUAAUGAAACAGCGAAUAAUACGAGUAUUGAGGUCAAAAAAAUUAAAUAA
Gryllus bimaculatus (two-spotted cricket) is the source of this 822-nucleotide messenger RNA. The record is from the annotation of a GenBank genome assembly. NCBI's taxonomy places the organism in Eukaryota, Metazoa, Arthropoda, Insecta, Orthoptera, Gryllidae.